AUGCCUUCUGUCGAGUUAGCCGAGAAAAAUCAUGAAAGAGACUCCAACUUCACCAAAGCCCUUCACGGAGAUUCUUACCAGAAGACUGGAUUGUCCGCCUUGAUUGCCAAGUCAAAGGACGCAUCCAAAAUUGCCAGUGAAGGAUAUUUUAAACACUGGGAUGGAGGUGUUACCGAGAAAGAUGAAAAGAAGAGAUUAAAGGAUUACUCUCAGUUGACCCACCAUUACUACAAUUUGGUUACAGAUUUUUAUGAGUAUGGUUGGGGUUCUUCAUUUCACUUUUCUCGUUACUAUAAGGGCGAGGCCUUUAGACAAGGAAUUGCUAGACAUGAACACUAUUUGGCUUACAAAAUGCAAAUUCAAGAGAAUAUGAAGGUUUUGGAUGUUGGUUGCGGUGUUGGUGGUCCAGGAAGAGAAAUUUGCAGAUUUACCGACUGUGAGAUUGUUGGAUUAAAUAAUAACGACUACCAGAUUGAAAGAGCUAACCAUUAUGCUAAGAAAAAUAAUCUCGAUCAUAAAUUGUCUUAUGUGAAAGGUGACUUCAUGCAAAUGGAUUUCGAACCAGAGACUUUUGACGCUGUAUACUCUAUCGAAGCAACAGUGCAUGCACCAGUAUUAGAAGGUGUCUAUUCUGAAAUUUACAAAGUUUUGAAGCCAGGUGGAGUUUUUGGUGUUUAUGAGUGGGUCAUGACCGAUGCUUAUGAUGAAUCUAAUCCUGAGCACCGCAAGAUCGCUUAUGGUAUCGAAGUCGGCGACGGUAUCCCUAAGAUGUAUAAAAGAGAGGUUGCGGAGCAAGCUUUGAAGAAUGUUGGAUUUGAAGUAGAAUAUCAGAAUGACUUGGCUGAUAACAACGAUGAUAUCCCAUGGUACUAUCCGUUGGCUGGUGACUUAAAGUAUUGUCAAUCUCUUGGUGACUAUUACACUGUAUUCAGAACCUCCGCUAUUGGAAGAAAGAUAACCACAGAAGCUGUCGGUCUUUUGGAAACCCUUCGUAUAGCUCCUAAGGGCUCUAAACAAGUUACCGUUGCUUUGGAAGAUGCAGCAGUCAAUUUGGUUGAAGGUGGUCGCAGGAAGUUGUUCACUCCUAUGAUGCUUUUUGUUGUGAGAAAGCCCUUACAUGCUAAAAAUAACUGA
Messenger RNA from Priceomyces carsonii, 1134 nucleotides. It is a transcript of the gene ERG6, whose product is annotated as sterol 24-C-methyltransferase. Gene Ontology annotation, molecular function: sterol 24-C-methyltransferase activity. Gene Ontology annotation, cellular component: endoplasmic reticulum. The coding region runs from base 1 to 1134 and encodes 377 amino acids. Gene Ontology annotation, biological process: ergosterol biosynthetic process. Lineage: Eukaryota; Fungi; Ascomycota; Pichiomycetes; Serinales; Debaryomycetaceae. The transcript has a single exon. The record is from RefSeq and is a predicted model, not a curated record.